Molecule: messenger RNA, 180 nt
Organism: Penicillium taxi
Lineage: Eukaryota; Fungi; Ascomycota; Eurotiomycetes; Eurotiales; Aspergillaceae
Exons: 1
Coding region: 1-180 (59 amino acids)
Source: RefSeq, a predicted model, not a curated record
AUGUUGCAUGUUGUCAAACUAUUUACACUCUCUGCGUUGGGCAUGCUAAGGCUUUACCGCUGGUCGCUGGUCGCUGGGCAGCAACCGUUUGGGCGAGAAAAUGAAGAGUUUUCUCAUGAGCAGAUGGAAAUUGCAGACCGCAACUUACUGAACAAAGCUUCACCUGUCAUGAGAGGCUAG